Messenger RNA from Agrilus planipennis (emerald ash borer), 3513 nucleotides. Its product is annotated as protein SET. The transcript is spliced from 8 exons. Lineage: Eukaryota; Metazoa; Arthropoda; Insecta; Coleoptera; Buprestidae. Gene Ontology annotation, cellular component: nucleus; chromatin. Gene Ontology annotation, molecular function: RNA polymerase II cis-regulatory region sequence-specific DNA binding; histone binding; DNA-binding transcription factor activity, RNA polymerase II-specific. The record is from RefSeq and is a predicted model, not a curated record. Bases 362 to 1165 code for a protein of 267 amino acids. Gene Ontology annotation, biological process: regulation of transcription by RNA polymerase II; central nervous system development; nucleosome assembly.
CCAAUAAGAAUUGCAGAAAUUAAUUUUGUCAUAAAUCUAAACGUACUUCAUAAUAUAAAAGACUGAAAGAGUAUUACUGAUAAAUAAUCAUUCAUUUAUCAGCUCUUAAUAAAUAUUUAAUCUUUUACUGAGUGUGUUAUACUCAACGUUUUAUUUAUACAUGUGAAACGACUACAAAAAUUGUCAACGACAAAUCUACUCAUUUAAAGGUUAUGUUGUGCUGUAAUUCAUAGGCACAUUGACUGCAGACACUUUUAUGAAUGAAAAUCAAAAAGCUGAAGUUACAGGAUAAUUUUACAACAAAAUUGAAAAUGUACUAACUUUAUAAUAAGAGCAUUUAUCAAGGGAAUAAUCUUUUGUUAUGGCUGGUGGCGUUACUCCAAAAAAAGUAAAAAAACUAGCCGACUCAACUGGAAACCCAGAAGAUACUGAAGAAUCUCGGGAAUUUGAUAGUGACACUCAAAAAGCUUUAGAAGAAAUAGACGGUUGUCAACAUGAAAUAGAUGUUUUAAAUGAGCAUGCAAGUGAAGAAAUUUUAUCUGUAGAACAGAAAUAUAAUAAACUUCGUAAACCGUAUUUUGAAAAGAGAAGCCAAAUAGUUGACAAAAUCCCAAAUUUUUGGUUUACUGCUUUCAUAAAUCAUCCUGAUUUGGGCCCCUUAUUGGAAGAAGGAGAAGAGGAGGUUUUACAACACUUAACUAAAAUUGAGUCUGAAGAAUUUGAGGAUAUAAAAUCUGGUUAUAAAAUUGAUUUUUAUUUUGAUGAAAAUCCAUAUUUUGAAAAUAAUAUAAUAUCUAAAGUUUUCCACAUGUAUGGUGAUAUGGGUCGGCCUAAAUCUAGUCACACUCCUAUAAAAUGGAAAGAAGGUUCAGAGUUCCCUCAUAACUGUGAACAGCCAAGAACAAUAGUUUCUUCCAGAAAACGGCGUAUUGAACAUAAAUCAUUUUUUUCAUGGUUGCAAGACCAUUCAGAUCCAGUAUCUGAUGAAAUUGCUGAAAUCAUAAAAGAUGAUCUUUGGCUCAACCCUUUACAAUAUUUCUUAGUUCCAGAUGUUGAUAUAGAUAAUGGAAUAGAAGAGGAGGGAAGUGAGGGCGAAGAAGAAGAGAAUGAAACGGCCCAAUUAGAAGAAAACGAUGAAAAUCAGACAACUGUACAUGGUACAUAGAAAUUAAAUGCGAAUUACUGCUUCAAAGUACAUACCGCAAAUUUCUAAUACUCUAUGUAAUACCACAUAAAUUAGGAAUAGCAAUACUACAGUGUAUACAUCUAUUUUUCUUUUUAUUACAGAAAUAAUUUAUAGAAGUAAUUAAAGCCCUGAAAUCGACUUCUUUUUUAUUUUAAAGUGAUAAAUGCAUAUUUUCCAAUGGUUCAGAGGUUCCUGUGUUGAAAGCUCAGAUUAAAUAAGUGUAUUUGAAAAGCAGAAAAGCGAACGCAACUGUCGUAAGCGGUAAAACUUCAUAUAUUAUCUAUGAUAUUCGAAAAUAGAUGAAAAAUUAAAUAGUUUGUGUGUUACUGCAGUAUUUAACAAAAUAUGGCGAUAAAAGAAAAUGCAAGCUAUAAUUUAACAAGCAAUACAUAUGCUAAAAUUGUAAUCAUAUGAGAUAAAAGAGAAACGUGAUCAACUAGCAAAAGUAACUAUAAAGUUCAGGUUGCUUGAAUAUGUAAACUACUAAAAUCAUGUCGGAGUGUAACAGUUAUUCUUUAAAUGCUCUUAAAAUUUCUUCAGAAAUACCUACAACUAUUUUAGAAGAUUCACUUAAUAAUGAUGAAGAGGAUAUAAGCAAGAACCAAGCUUUUGAUGUAUUAAUGAAGCAAAAUGAUUGUACAAGUAACAAAGUUGAAUGGGAAGCAAUUGAACUCCCUGAUAUUCAAGGUAAUGAAACGUUUAUUAGUGAGAGUAUACUUUUAUGUUCACCAAAUGAUCACGACUUGAUAAAACUGUUUGGAAAGCCUGAAGAAAAUGUUGCAAAAUCAAACAUAGUUGUUCGUUCUUACUUUAAAAUUAAAACUCCACAAGUAACUUCUUAUGUGCCAAGCAAUGAUCGAAAGGCAAGCGUCGUUUUAGAUAAAUGUGAUAUCCUUGAAGAAGCCUUAAAUAGUCAGUUUUUUGUUAAAAUUAAACCAGAAGAUGGAAAAAUGGAAGUAUUGUUCCGUGGCAUUGAUUCUCAGCAAAUUCUUCCUAGUCAUUAUGUUUUACCGGAAUAUGGAAAUGUGGAUUAUCUCUCAUUGGAAGAACAAGUACAAAGUUUAACUAAAACAGAAUUAGUCCCAACUUUAAAUAAAAAAAUGCCAUGUAUACAACUGCAAUCAUCCAUUUGCAUUUGGCUGUGCCCACACCAUCAAUGCCGUAUAGCAUUUUUGAGAUUUUCAGCUGCAAAAAAUCAUACACUUUUACAUUUUGGCUGUAAGCCAUACAAAUGUGAUCAUCCUGGUUGUAACUGGGCGUUUUUUACAUCAUUUAAACUAAAACGCCAUAAGGAUACACACAUAAAAAAAAAAGAUUUUGUUUGUCAUUUUGAAAAUUGCGGACGCCAAUUUACUACCAUAUAUAACUUAGCUUGCCAUAAAAGGCUACAUGAAAGACCAGCAAAUUUUGAAUGCACUGUGCCAGAGUGUAAAGCUUUAUUUCAAACAGUUAGGGCUAGAGAACUUCAUCUGAAGACACAUGGACUGGCAGAAGCUCCUUAUCGUUGCCAAGUUGAAUCCUGUAAUAAAACUUUCUUUUUGGCCACAGCUUUAAUGUCCCAUGCUAGAAUACAUUCUCAUAAGGAAUCAGAAGUUCGUUGUCAGUGGCCAAAUUGCGGACGUAUUUUUGAGCAGCCUUGCCGUUUAAAAGAACAUGUUAGACAGCACACUGGUCAUAGACCCUAUGUUUGCAACUAUGACAACUGUAAAUGGGCUUUUACAACAGCGAGCAAACUAAAGAGACAUCUUAGUACUCAUACAAAUGAUAGAAAAUUCCAAUGUACUAUCGGAAAUUGUACAAAAGCCUUUUUAAGAUCUGAACAUCUUAGAGAACACACACUGACCCACAUAGGACAACGUAAUGGAAAUGAUACUUUAACUCCUGCAAAGAGAUCACAGCCUGAGUGCAGUACUUCUUCAGUUUUGAGUAUAUCAGAUAGUUCUGAAUGUCCAAGCCCAAAUGUGCUUUUAGAACAGGCCGUUCAAAGCCUUGAAGUACCUUCAGAUGUUAUCAUGGGAACAGGUAUUCUCCCAGAGGAAACGCUAGAAUUAUUACCCCAUGAAAGUUUUGAAAAGUUUUCAACAGUUAAUUUGAAAGAUUUAAGGAAUCUUGAUUAGUUUUUUUAGUUGCGGUUCGUUUAAUUUCAUGCUUUAUUCUUUAAAAGUGCUAUUUUCUACAGAAAGCUUUUUUCCUUAAUUUGUUUGCUUUUGCGUUUAAUUAACCAAGCUUCUACUUUUUGCUAUAACUUUUAGCAAAGAGAAAAGUUGAAUUUUUUCGUUGCUGACAGAGCUUUUAAUUAACAAUUGAAUAAGUUAAGUUAAUAAAAA